Molecule: messenger RNA, 1824 nt
Organism: Telopea speciosissima
Lineage: Eukaryota; Viridiplantae; Streptophyta; Magnoliopsida; Proteales; Proteaceae
Product: phosphoribosylamine--glycine ligase-like
Exons: 4
Coding region: 40-1641 (533 amino acids)
Biological process (GO): purine nucleobase biosynthetic process
Molecular function (GO): ATP binding; metal ion binding; phosphoribosylamine-glycine ligase activity
Source: RefSeq, a predicted model, not a curated record
AUAAUUUCUAUUUGUGGGGUGUUUGAUUUGAAUAUAGUCAUGCUUUCCGUUGCUUACAGCGCUGGUAUUUCUCUGAACUUCGUUGAGAAACGAUAUACAAAGCCAUGUCUCGUUAAUCAUCGUAAGUUCUUUGGGAAUUAUUCAUCGGUGGCCUUCUCUGGAGCUCAGAGGUUUGGCUCUCUUCGAUACCCUGUCAUUGGAGCUCCUAGUCAUGCCUCUGGUUCGCAAUCUUUCUCUGGCGUUUUCAAGAUUUUGGCGCAGAGUUCAGUGAACUCUGGUUCUUUUAGUGGCGGUGGCGUCAGCGAAAGCAUUGGUUCUGAAGAGAGAGUGGUGGUGUUGGUCAUUGGAGGAGGUGGAAGAGAACAUGCACUUUGUCAUGCGUUGAAACGCUCUCCUUCCUGUGAUGCUGUCUUUUGUGCUCCAGGAAAUGCUGGGAUCUCUAACUCAGGGGAUGCCACAUGUAUAUCAGACCUUGACAUCCUGGACUGUUCAGCUGUGAUAUCCUUCUGCCGUAAAUGGGGAGUGGGACUAGUUGUUGUGGGCCCAGAGGCUCCUUUAGUUGCAGGUCUUGCAAAUGAGCUUGUAAAGGCUGGGAUUCCUACUUUUGGCCCUUCAUCUGAUGCUGCUGCUUUGGAGGGUUCAAAGGACUUCAUGAAGAAGUUAUGUGACAAAUAUGGAAUUCCUACUGCUAAGUAUCAAACAUUUACAGACGCAACAGAUGCAAAGAAGUAUAUUCAACAGCAAGGAGUACCUAUUGUCAUAAAAGCAGAUGGGUUAGCUGCUGGAAAAGGAGUUAUUGUUGCUAUGACUCUGGAGGAGGCGUACGAAGCUGUUGAUUCUAUGCUGGUGAAGGGUGUUUUUGGAUCUGCUGGUUCCCAGGUCAUUGUUGAAGAGUUUCUUGAAGGGGAGGAAGCAUCAUUUUUUGCCCUAGUGGAUGGUGAGAAUGCCAUUCCUCUUGAAUCAGCUCAGGACCAUAAGCGAGUAGGGGAUGGUGAUACAGGCCCCAAUACAGGCGGUAUGGGAGCUUAUUCUCCGGCACCCAUAUUAACAGAAGAGCUUCAAUCUUUGGUUAUGAGAUCUAUAAUUUCCCCAACAGUGAAAGGCAUGUUAGCAGAGGGCUGCAAGUUUGUUGGGGUCUUAUAUGCUGGGCUCAUGAUUGAGAAGAAAUCUGGACUACCUAAGCUCAUUGAGUACAACGUGCGCUUUGGAGACCCGGAAUGCCAGGUUUUGAUGGUCCGUUUAGAGUCUGAUCUGGCACAAGUUCUGCUUGCAGCCUGUAGAGGUGAGUUGAGUAGGGUCUCACUACGUUGGUCACCAGGUUCAGCUAUGGUGGUGGUGAUGGCAAGUCGGGGCUAUCCCGGGGCCUAUGAGAAGGGGACUGUGAUUCGGAACCUUGAAGAAGCGGAACUUGUUGCUCCAUCAGUUAAGAUAUUUCAUGCUGGAACCGCAUUCGACUCUGAUGGAAACAUCAUAGCCACUGGUGGUCGUGUACUUGGGGUUACAGCCACGGGAAGAGAUAUUGAAGAAGCCAGGGAGAGAGCCUACCAAGCUGUUGAAGAAAUCAAUUGGCCAGAAGGGUUCUACAGGCGAGAUAUCGGCUGGAGAGCACUUCCCCACAGACAAUUAGCUGCGAAGGGGUAAGCCCUAUGCCGGUCUAUAAUCAUGUGAUUAAUAUAAUCUAUUGUUGUAAACCCAUUGAGUUGGGCAUUUGGUUGGAGGAGGAAAAUCUGGUUACAAGAUCAGUAAUUAGGAAAUCAGGAAAAAUGAAUCAACUUUGGGUCAUUGAAAAGAAUACAGAUGGUCCCAAAAAACUCUGAUAUAGUG